UCUAUAAGCAAUUAAUAAAUUAUUUAGAAACCUAUAAAAUUUUACCAGAACAUCAAUCCGGGUUCAGAAAGAAAAGAGGUACCAUGACUGCACUCUUAGACGUAGUUGACAACAUUCUAGCAGCUCAGGAUGUGGGUUAUAUUGGAUGUGGGCAGAAAGUACGGCAUUAUUUCCGUCUGUAUAUUUUUCUGCGCAACUUACAACUACUGAGGUGGAGAAGCUGAUUCGUGGAAGAAUAAGAGAAGCUCAGCGUGAGAAAUACGUGCCAACCAUUCUACCAUACAUAAGAUUCCGAUACUUAAACGGAGGCUUUUUAAGUGAGAUCGACUUGGAAGCAGUAUUAAGAACUAUAUACGAUUCAAAUGCUUCUGGCCUUGUUAUUUGGGGAAGUUCAUUAGAUGUAAAUACUCCAGAAAAAUGCUAUGAUUUAUUGGAUUUCGUUGAAUAUACACUUGGACCAUUAAUUUCAAAAUACACCGAAACUACAAAGACAAACCUUUUGGUAGAUAUCGUUGCAGGUCCAUCAACAUCGCUAGUAGCAGAAAAUCAGUUGACCUCGACGAAGCCGUUCAAAGUGUAUUGGAAUGUCCCCACAAUGAAAUGUGUAACACAAAAUAUAUACUUUGAUUAUAUCUUCGAAAAAUUCGGCAUAAUACCACACACACAAGACGAAAUAGUAAUGCUCUUGAAACCUGGAAAUUUUCCUUCUAUUUCUUUAAGUAGUGGAGAAGUAUUUAAUGGUGGUGUUCCACAAAAUGGCGACUUGGAUCGUUAUUUGGCCGCGUUUAUGGCGACAGUCGAUUAUAAAAUACCAAAUGCAAAUUUUACUGGUAUAGCAGUAAUAGAUUUCGGUGAAUGGCGACCGUUGUUGAACCACAAUGUCGAUGAACUACAACGCUAUAAGGAUAAGACGAACUCCGUGGAAGCAGAGCUACACCCGGCGUGGCCCAACAAAUGGAUAACUUAUGAGGGCAAAUAUCGCUUCGAAAAAUCAGCCAGAGCUUUCAUGGAGAUGACGCUACGGUUUGCGAAGAAAAUGAGACCGAAAGCGACAUGGGGAUAUUUCGGCUAUCCAUACUGUUACGAUAUGAAAGCUCCCAACAACUGCACUUUGGAAAAUAACCAGUGA
Molecule: messenger RNA, 1129 nt
Organism: Leptidea sinapis
Lineage: Eukaryota; Metazoa; Arthropoda; Insecta; Lepidoptera; Pieridae
Product: hyaluronidase-like
Exons: 5
Coding region: 146-1129 (327 amino acids)
Biological process (GO): hyaluronan catabolic process; carbohydrate metabolic process
Molecular function (GO): hyalurononglucosaminidase activity
Source: RefSeq, a predicted model, not a curated record